AUGUUUAGUAAAAAAGAAAAUAGAAAUAUCAAGGAUGAAGUGCCAUUCCAAGAGAAUUACAUCAAAACUGAAGAUGAAUUAAAUAUAUCAACAGAGACGGAGUUGAAUUCACCAAUUUAUGAAGUUAAAAAUGAAAUUUCGGAACCAGAACAUGAAAGCCCAAACGAUCUUAAUGAAGGUCGGAAUGUUGAGACAAAUAAACGUCGAAAACAAGAUCAGUCAAAUCCUCAAUUUGUCUCUUGCAUUGUGUGUGAAAAAGUAUUAAAAAAUAAUCGUAUACUUUCAAUUCACUAUAAGAGAAUGCAUUCCGAUUCAAAAGUCUUUCAAUGUGACAUUUGUGGAAAAACUUGCGGAAGUAUGAAUAAUAUUGCUUUGCAUAUGAACACGCAUAAGAAAUAUAGAACAAAAGAUUUUCAAUGCCAUAUUUGUGAAAAUUAUUACUUCGACAAACAAUACCUUCAACAACAUAUAUCGAACGCUCAUAAUCCUAAAUUAGUUCCUUGUGAUAUUUGUGGAAAAUUAUUAAAGAAAAACUCACUCAAGGAGCAUCACAGGAUUAUGCAUUCAAUAAUUAAUUUAUUUCGUUGCGAUAUAUGUGGAAAAACGUUCAAAACCCGAGCCAACAUUGAUGCUCACAUGGUCACGCAUAAAAUUUUAAGAGUAAGAGACUUUCAUUGUAAAAUUUGUUUAGGUUCAUACUUCGAUGAGAAUGGACUUCGAAGCCAUAUGUUAAAAAAUCAUGAAAAACCAAAGCAUCUUACCUGUUCAUUAUGCAGAAUAACUUUUAGGACAGAAGAAGGGCUGAGAAAACAUAAGUUACUUCCUCACCGUGCACCUUGCAAGGUCUGUGGAAAAAUGCUUCGAAAGUAUGCACUCAAAGAACAUCUAAGAAGAGUGCAUUUCAAAAUUAAACCGUAUCAGUGUGAUAUUUGUGGAAAGAAACUAUAUAGAACAUCUCUUGCCAGUCACGUGACUACACAUAUUGGUUUGGAACACAGAACAAAAGAUCAUAAAUGCGACCUUUGUAAUAAAGCUUUUUUCGACAGGAUUAGAAUAAAAAAGCAUAUGAAACAUUGUCACAGAAAUUCAAAAUUUUCAUGCGAUUUGUGCAAAAGAACUUACACAAGCAAAUCUUACUUGAAGAAGCAUAGAUGUCCAAUGAAAGUAAAUAAAUGGUCAAAAAUUGACUGUGAUACGUGUGGUGAAGUUUUUCAAGGCCCAAAUGUAUACUUCAAACAUAUGAUUAAUAUUCACAAAAUCACUCCAGAUAAAAAACAACUUCUAAACACAGUUGCUUGUGAUGUUUGUGAAAAACGUUUCUUUACUAAACGAUCUCUACUAAAUCAUCAAAGUGCACAUGAAAAGAGAAUUUUCACUUGUGACUAUCCUGAAUGUCAGAAGAAAUUCUUAGAAAAAAAGAGUCUUAGAAGACAUACUUUAACCAUUCAUAAAAGUAUUCGUGAACCAUGUCCUGUUGGAAAUGGAUGCAAAUACUCAGCAGCAAGAAAAGAUUGCAUGACAAGACAUUUGAAGGAACACAAAAAACUUUCCCCUGGAGAGCUACAAAGUUAUCUCAAAUUAUUACGAACCAUGAAUCUUUUCUAG
Clunio marinus is the source of this 1605-nucleotide messenger RNA. Lineage: Eukaryota; Metazoa; Arthropoda; Insecta; Diptera; Chironomidae. The record is from the annotation of a GenBank genome assembly.